Messenger RNA from Closterium sp. Naga37s-1, 1155 nucleotides. NCBI's taxonomy places the organism in Eukaryota, Viridiplantae, Streptophyta, Zygnematophyceae, Desmidiales, Closteriaceae. The record is from the annotation of a GenBank genome assembly.
AUGUCCAACCCCGACCUCGGCAUGGUGGACAAGGUGGUGCGCACCGUGGCGGCAAAACUAGGAGAUUCUUCAGUCUGGAGCAAACGGUUCAAGUACCUGCAGCGUGUGAUCUACAACACUAAUCUCGAAGUCCAGGGGAUCCACACGGUUCGCCGGCUCUCAUGUGGAGAUGCGGUGCGACGGCUGUGCAAGGUGCUCGGUGCGUGUAUCUUUCUUCUCUGGGAGCGGAGUCACAAGUUCCAGUUUUGCCUGUUCUUCCUUGCCGACAUCCUCGCCGACAUGAACGACCUCAACCGCUGUUUCCAGAAGCGAGAUAUUGAUGUGACGGAGAUUGCGAAGACCAUCGAGGCCACCACGGCGGAUCUGACUGAGCGGUAUUUGGAUACCGACAAGCAGUUCGGUGGCGAGGGCAAGUGCUGGCUGGUCGGCUUUCUGAAGCUGCACGGGCAUGGUGGAGGCAAGAAGGUCCGUGUGAGAGGCGUGGACGGGGAGGGACGCCCAGUGAACCAUCUGUACACCAUGCACGAGCGGAAGCUCCCGGGGCACAAGGUGGGGAGCGGAUACGAGGAGUGCGUGAAGCUGUGCCGCAGUUUCGCCCGCGAUUGCGUGGACAAUCUCAACGAGCGGCUUGAUGACCUGGGGAAGCUGGGGCCGACGAAGCUGUUUCGGGCCGGAAAGUGGCCGAAGAUCAAGGCACAACGGGAGAAGCAGUGCCGUGAGUGGCUUCUGGGAUGCAGCAAACUCUUCCGCCACAAGCUGCCGGGAUUCGACCUCAAGGCCGCAGAGAGGGAGCUUCCCACAUUCUGUGCGAUCAUGGAGGCGCACCACGAGCUGGAAAGCUUCACGCAGGGACUGACCAACAUUCUCGGGAGCGCGGACUCGAAGAGGUCUAUGAGGAGGAGGCGCCCCGCAAAGAGCGUGAAGCUUGCUGUGGCUGAUCGCGAAAGGAGGGGGAAAGCAAAGGAGGGUGAAGUCGAAGCAGGAGCUGCCCACCAGAACGAUGGGGAGGAGGACGAGGAGGAGGAGGUGGAUGUGGAACAGGCCCUGGGCGACGAUCAGGAGCUUGUGGGGGAGGAGGAGGAGGAGGACAAUCCCUUCCUAUCGGACGAUGAGGAUGUGGAGGAAGUGUUCCACAUCGAUAGGCCUGUGCACUAG